Molecule: messenger RNA, 379 nt
Organism: Haliotis rubra (blacklip abalone)
Lineage: Eukaryota; Metazoa; Mollusca; Gastropoda; Lepetellida; Haliotidae
Product: 60S ribosomal protein L34-like
Biological process (GO): translation
Cellular component (GO): ribosome
Molecular function (GO): structural constituent of ribosome
Source: RefSeq, a predicted model, not a curated record
AUGGCUUAGAGAUUAACAUUCAGACGCCGCGUCUUUCAUUACAACACAAACUCCAACCGCAGAAAAGUCUCUAAGACUCCAGGUGGUAAGCUUGUAUAUUUGUACCAGAAGAAACUUGGCACCCGUGCUAAAUGUGGUGAUUGCAAGCAGAAGCUUCAGGGUGUGACUGCUGCCCGCCCCCUCCAACUGUCGGCCAUGUCCAAAAGACUGAAGACCGUUACAAGGACAUAUGGAGGAUCUAGGUGCCACAGAUGUGUCAGGGAGAGAAUAGUAAGAGCUUUCCUCAUUGAAGAACAGAAGAUUGUUGUCCGAGUUCUCAAAGCACAGGAAGCUGCCAAGAAAUAGAUUGUACCUCCCUGAAAAUAAAUGUAAAAAAAUC